AAGUUUAUAUAUUUUAUUCUUUAUAAAGAAUUUAAUAUAGUAAAAAGCUUAGUAUACGUAUUUAUUAAGGUUAUAUUUUUAAACUACGGUUUACUAAAAAAAAAUUAUUUUUAA
Messenger RNA from Colletotrichum costaricense, 114 nucleotides. RefSeq lists its product as uncharacterized. The transcript has a single exon. NCBI's taxonomy places the organism in Eukaryota, Fungi, Ascomycota, Sordariomycetes, Glomerellales, Glomerellaceae. The annotation marks the transcript as partial. The record is from RefSeq and is a predicted model, not a curated record.